AUGGCGGAUCCGCGAGUGUUUCUCUGGUUCUAUUUCUUCCUUUUGAAACGGCGCAAAAGAAUCGAUCGUCAGAGAAAAAAGAGUACCAUUCAGAUCAGGAAAAUCAAUGAUCUUCGAGAAAUGGUGGGAAAGCAAUGGAAAAAUACGGUUAAUGCAAGUUUAACCAUCACAUUGUUAUAUGGUUGUCUAACGAACAGGGAUGUCUGGAGUUGGUUUAAGCCAAGCCAUUCAUAUUGGGUCAUCUCAAGUCAACAGUGGACAGCCAGAAUGUGGAUCGAUCAUUUGAGGAUGAAGAAGGAAACCUUUCUCUACCUAUGCCGAGAUCUGGCGCCGUUCCUUGAAAAACAACAAACCCGUUUCAGAGAGACCAUACCAGUAUCCAAAAGGAUAGCAAUAGCGUUAUGGAGGCUUGCCAGCGGACAUGAUUACCGUUCGCUUGGACAGUUAUUUGGGGUUGGUCGUUCAACCUGCUGCAAAAUUACUCAUCACGUAUCUGAUGCGUUGGUGUCUGUAUUUUUGAAAAGGUUUAUCGCAACUGUUUCAAACGAACGAGUCCAAGAAACAAAAGAAGCCUUUAGGAUAAUGAGUGGCCUUCCUCAAUGUGUUGGCGCAGUUGAUGGGUGCCAUAUUCCAAUAUUAGCUCCAACAGAACACCACUGUGAUUAUUUCAACAGGAAACACUUCCAUUCCAUAAUUUUACAGGCUGUUGUUGAUCACAAACGAAGGUAAGCACUGACAGAUUUGAAUGUGAUAUGCGCAGUGGACAGUGGUCACUGUACCUGCAUACAGUAAAUGUAUCAGUUAAUUCCAGCUGUGGCUACCCCUCCCCCUGGCCAACCCCCACAUUGUUGGAAAGACAAUGGCUGUGCCCCCACCCUGGGCAAGAAACAUAGAUCUAUAUCCCCACCCCUGGGCCAUAAAAUUAUUAAAUGUUUCAACAAAUUGCUUGACUUGCAUGUUGAUACAAUAUCUUUCCCUCCAUAUCUUCCAUUGAUAACACAUGUUCCACCAUAGCUUAUAAACAUGUCUUUCGGGAGAGGUCACUUCACAGCACCCUUGUAUAUCAGUAUCUCUGGGGAAAGAACGUCUGCUUGCAGGCUUGGUACAAGGUUUCAUUUUAAGUCACCACCCCUGGGCCAUACGAUAGGGUGUCAAUAGCUCCACCCCCAAGAUUAGAAAAGGGCCCGGGGAGAUGGGCACAGCUGGAAUUGACUGAUGCAUAAUGCUGUGCACUUGAGUUUCAUAAGUAUUCCAUUUAUUUAUUUUGUGACAACAUGUUGUAAUACUGUAUUUAUUUAUUGAUCUAUUUACUUUCAGAUUUCAAGACAUAUAUAUUGGGUGGCCAGGACGUGUUCAUGAUGCCCAGGUCUUAGCAAACUCAAGUCUGUACGCAAAGGGACAGAAUGGAACACUCUUCCCAGAUGUGAGUAAAUUUUCUUACAAAAUUGAUGUUUUAAUAAUUUUUCCAAUACAUGUAAUUACUAGAAUUGGG
This is a messenger RNA of Paramuricea clavata, 1492 nucleotides long. The record is from the annotation of a GenBank genome assembly. NCBI's taxonomy places the organism in Eukaryota, Metazoa, Cnidaria, Anthozoa, Malacalcyonacea, Plexauridae.